Messenger RNA from Triticum urartu, 907 nucleotides. RefSeq lists its product as uncharacterized. The record is from RefSeq and is a predicted model, not a curated record. Gene Ontology annotation, molecular function: protein phosphatase inhibitor activity. Gene Ontology annotation, cellular component: cytoplasm. Lineage: Eukaryota; Viridiplantae; Streptophyta; Magnoliopsida; Poales; Poaceae.
UAGCAACUUGCACGGCCGGCCCGGCAGCCUACGAUAGCAACGGCCGAAAUCCAGGGCGACCGGGCCCCACACGGAGCUAUUUCUUCCGUGCAUCUCAGAAUUCGAGACCAAUCCGAUCGCAGCAGCAUCAGCAGCAGCAGCCAACAAACAAACAUACCUCCACUCAUUGGAGAGCCGCUGCUGCUCGCCGGCCCUCCCUCGGUUCCCCAUUUCUCCACCUCGGAGCAGCCGAGCCGACGCCUCCCUCGCCGCCAGCGUCUCCGUGACCGUAACCCACCAUGUCGGGGAUGAAGGACGCCAAUGCUGCUGGGCAUGAUAAUGUUGGAAAUUCUGAACCUAUGGACCAAAGUGGAGAUAAUGCCAUGCCAUCGGCUCAGCAACAGGAACAAGUAAUCAAGAAGAAGUUUGGAGGACUAAUUCCUAAAAAGCCACCGCUCAUCUCAAAGGAUCACGAGCGGGCCUAUUUUGACUCUGCUGAUUGGGCUCUCGGAAAGUCUGGACAGCAAGGUGUUGCAAAACCCAAAGGACCGCUCGAGGCACUCAGGCCAAAGUUGCAGCCCACACGACAACAGCAACAGCGUUCAAGGAGCUCUAUCUACAGUUCAUCCGAAAACGAGGAUGGAGAUGGCGCUGGGUCGGAGGACAUGAAUAUCAACUGAUCAACAGCGUGGAAUCUCGUGUUGUCGGUGCGAAGGGGCCUCGUCGUCUAAAGAAGCAGCUUGCUUUCAUUGUCUGUGGACCGCAGGGAAGGGAUGUAUGCUUGCGUCCAUAGAUAAGAAAAGAGACGGUUGUAAUUUCAAGGACUGCGGCUGCGGGUUUGUACUUCAUCGAACAGCUACCUUGCUAUGUGCCCAUUAUAGACUGGACCAUUGUCCUAUUUGUGAAUGGAUAUCUCUGUUUUUGAAUA